This is a messenger RNA of Sphaeramia orbicularis (orbiculate cardinalfish), 524 nucleotides long. It is a transcript of the gene acyp1, whose product is annotated as acylphosphatase 1, erythrocyte (common) type. The coding region runs from base 13 to 381 and encodes 122 amino acids. The record is from RefSeq and is a predicted model, not a curated record. The transcript has 3 exons. Lineage: Eukaryota; Metazoa; Chordata; Actinopteri; Kurtiformes; Apogonidae. Gene Ontology annotation, molecular function: acylphosphatase activity.
UCGAUAACCCGGAUGUUUCAAACACCGAGAGCUUGCGGAGUUGGAUGGUUCUCUCACGGUUUUCUGAAACAGUUCAGGUCUACUAUGUCAAGUGAAGACCUAAUUUCAGUGGAUUAUGAAAUUUUUGGCAGAGUGCAAGGUGUAUUUUUUCGGAAAUACACGCAAGCAGAAGGAAAGAAGCUAGGUUUAGUUGGCUGGGUCCAAAACACAAGCGCAGGAAGUGUUCAAGGGCAGCUACAAGGUCCACGAAGCAAGGUGAAAGAAAUGCAAGAAUGGCUGAAAACAACUGGGAGUCCCAAGUCGCACAUUGCCAAGGCGGAGUUCAAGAAUGAGAAAACACUGGACAGCCUAGACCACUCAUCCUUUAACAUUGUUAAAUAAAAUAACCCAUAGACCCUCUGUUCUAUUAGUGAUCUUGAAACACAUGGUUUAUUUAUUUAGUCUUUUUAUAGACUAUGAAAUACUAAUUGCAGUGAAUUAAAUGUAAAACUUGAAAUUACAUUAAUAAAUGUACAUUUCCUCUC